Molecule: messenger RNA, 2277 nt
Organism: Sorghum bicolor (sorghum)
Lineage: Eukaryota; Viridiplantae; Streptophyta; Magnoliopsida; Poales; Poaceae
Product: germin-like protein 11-1
Exons: 1
Coding region: 236-907 (223 amino acids)
Cellular component (GO): cell wall
Molecular function (GO): manganese ion binding
Source: RefSeq, a predicted model, not a curated record
UUUGGGAUAACAAUUGAAUUCAAAAUAGUGUUUGCUUUUCUGUGGUGGUACAGCUCGUGACAUCAUCAAUACGCAGUUGUAUGUACUCUUUGCCCACAAUCCAAAGCAAAUAAUGCAGUGAACUCCAAGAAUCUUAUACAGUAUCUACAAACUUUGGUUGCACUCCUUUCCCAUCUCAUUACUUAACCCAUGUUCUGCUCCUCCAUUCUCGUAUCAAAAAAAAAAACUUCAAGAGAUGAAGAUCUUCACUCACUUGUGUUCCUACAUUCUUCUUCUAGUAGUCUUCAAUGUUCCAAAAGGCCUAUCAGAUAAUCCUCCUCUGCAGGAUGUAUGCCCCAUGGCUCCCCAGGGUGAGCGGAAGCUGUUCAUGAAUGGUUUCCUCUGCAAGCAUCCCAGCACCAUCCUGGCCUCUGACUUCAAGACACUGCUGCUGAACCAUGCCGGAGACCUGGACAACAUAGUCCGGUCAUCGGUGAACGUGGUCACUGCUACCGAGUUCCCAGGCCUGAACACCCUGGGCCUGUCGAUGGCGCGCACCGACAUCGCCCCCAAUGGGGUAGUGCUCCCCCAUUCUCACCCGAGGGCGUCGGAGAUGAUGUUCGUCCAUGGUGGCAGUGUGGUGGUCGGCUUCUUGGAUACCAAGGGCAGGCUGUUCCAGAAGAGCCUUGGCGAGGGGGAGGUGUUCGUCUUCCCCCGUGGCUUGGUUCACUACAUCAUGAACUAUGGUUUUAGCCAUGCGACAACGUUUUCGGUGCUGAACAGUCAGAACCCUGGCGUGGUUGGCAUUGUCCAUGCAAUGUUUGCAACAGAUUCAGAUGUAGUUGAGGGGCUAAUGGCCAGAAUGUUUAAGUUUGGAGAGAUGGGAGUGAGUGAUAACAUUACUGCUGAUUUCCCAUGGGCGCUCUGAUUAGGAACAACAUAGUGGUUGCAAUUCAAGAUCACCGUCUAAAUGCCUAGUAAUGAAUAAUGUAUGAUUGUGGUGUAUCUGAUUAACUUCUGUAACUGAUGUAGCUAAGUUUGUAGUCUGAACUACUUGUAGGAGUAAUCACAAAUUCACAAUCAUCCCUUAUCUCUCUUUCCAGGAUUAUUUAUGUUAUUGCAAUCCCUGCUCUCCCUUUGUUGCAGUCCUUUGCAAUUCUGCUCUCUCUCUCUCUCUCUCACCUUUUUUUUUGCUUGCACAAUCCUAUUUCUCUUUGCAAUCUUAUGUCAGUGAUGAUUCCCUAGUCGCGUCACGCAACUGUAGCUUCAGCAUCACCAAGUUUGAGUAUUCCAAGGACAGCAUAACCUUCCUUUGUCCUUUGCUUUACUCAGUGGAUCUCUACACCAUUUGUUGUUUAGCAUUAUCUCCAGGCUCCAACUCCUUGAAGGUGAGAUCUCUUUCUUUGAAGGUGGAAUCUCUCUCUUUUCCGCGCCUUCUCUUUCACACUGAAAGCUCCUGCACCUGAUUAAGGUAGACACCUCUAGCACCAGGCCAAUCCUGUCAUAUUCACGCGCUGCUUUUGCAAGGUGCUCUUGUAACUGAUAUUGUUAAUGAUGGAUCCACACUCCGCGAAAUUGCCGCCGGGAGUCUAACCGGAUAACUUGUUAGGUGAUCCAUUUUGAUUUGAAUCCUUAAGUGUUAUUGUCAGAUGUUCCUUUCUGUUGGUCUAUUGCAGUACAACUACAAGUGUGCUGUGGAUAAUGACCCCAUAGUAGAAGAACUUGUGGAGCCAUGCGCUUGCUUUUGGGUUUAGCAGACUCGGUUGCUCCAUCGUUUUUUUAGAGAUUAGAUUUUCCAUCAUGUUGCGAAUUUUGAGAGAUUUCGAAACGUCAAUUCUUCUUCAGCGACUUUUUUCCUCAUUGAUGGCGAUGAUUCAUCAAAAUGGCUUUUCUUAUUCUUACAAGGAAACCGUUUAGGAAUAUUGACUAUAAGUUUUUUUUAGCAUUUAACAAACUUGAUGAUAGCACUGGGAUCAUUAAAUAAUCUUCGUGAUGAUUUGAUCAAGAAACAAUUCAUGGAAGUGAUAACAAGAAACAAUUGAUCACCGAAGUACAUCCUGCACAGUCAACCUGCAUAACUUUAUUAACAAAAAAAACUGCAUAACUUGGUUUCAGGUUGAGAUGGCUACAUGACACAUCUAAAUUCUUUCUAUGCGAUGUUCUAGACUUGUUCGCACAGAUUAAGAUGUAGACCCCUAGUCAAAAUGUGUCCAAGCUUGGUAUUGAACAAAUAAUUUUAGUCUUGUUAAACUAGCUCAUGGGUCCUUAAAAGUCGCACGAGGAACAUCUAGUUAUAUG